Molecule: messenger RNA, 1588 nt
Organism: Neohortaea acidophila
Lineage: Eukaryota; Fungi; Ascomycota; Dothideomycetes; Mycosphaerellales; Teratosphaeriaceae
Product: kinase-like domain-containing protein
Exons: 2
Coding region: 356-1453 (365 amino acids)
Biological process (GO): protein phosphorylation
Molecular function (GO): protein kinase activity; ATP binding
Source: RefSeq, a predicted model, not a curated record
UUAUACACAUUAUCGUAAUUGAUGCAUCCUGUCAGCUUGAUACUUGCCAAAGAGGAGCGACGUUCAUUGCUCUCGUACCUUCGAACGCAUUACGUGCCGCACGGCAACCCACUCCGCACCUGGAAGUGGCUGAUUCACUGUUAACCUCUGCUCCGUUAGAACAGGGAUUGAGCGCCGCCGAUAUCCACGAUGCGCAGAAGAUGGACACAAAUGAACUUGGCGUCACCCUCCGGCGUGGGGUUCUUCCAUGUAUUACGUGUGUCUCUGCCGCAUGAGUGUUCAUAGUGAAUGUUUGCCCCUCUCCUUCAAGUAUCGAAUGCACUGUUGACUCUCCUGUUUCCACCGACAUUCACGCAUGGCGUCUCAGCGAAGCUCACAACACAGGCGCCACCAAUACGUCCGGGAUGGAGACGGCUUCAUCGAGUCUCGUCAGGAAGCGGAGUUCCGUCUGGACGACAGGUACACCCGACUCAGCAACCUGAAAGCCAGCGGCGAUGCAUGCUGUGCCGUCCUCAAGUCGGAAACCACGGGCAAGCUGGUCGUCGUGAAGCGCGUCCGUCUUUCAGCAGUCCAGCGAGCGAACACCGACAAGACGGACACAACAUCGCCUUGCCCAGUCGAGGCUGAACUGUUACUGCUCAAGCUCCAACCUCAUCCAAACAUUGUCCGUGUGUAUGCAUGUGAGGACCAUCCCAGCCGACCCAACAAACCUCUCGUGUACAUGGAGUACUGUAGCGGGAGAGAUCUGCUCGACCAGAUCCUUAAAUUUCAGGCUCUCGGUGUGGAGAUUCCAGUGAUAUUCAGUCUACACGUGCUCGUAGGAAUGGGCCAUGCGCUGGCAUACCUCCAUCACGGCCUGCGCAUCAACGAAACGAUGGACGAGGUGCGCAUGGAGGAGAACGAGCCGAUCAUUCAUGGCGACAUCAAGCCUGAGAACAUCUUCCUGCGUUUUCCGGGAAGGCAAGAAUGUGGAAUGCCGGAUGUCGUGCUCGGAGACUUUGGGUGUGCUCAGUUGGCAGAGGAGAGCUACGGUGUUACAGGUACAGAGUCCUACGAAUCGCCCGAGGUCCUUGCUGUCAACCAGUUGAAGGACGAAGAUCCACAGGCCUAUCUCCGCGCGAUCAGCGGCAAGAUCAUGACCAUCAAGUCUGAUAUUUACCAGCUGGGACUGGUGCUCAAGCUCAUGGCCUCCCAGGUACUUUUCUCGAGCGGCGCCGAUCCGUUGAAGAUGGAGCUGCCGUCGAAAUACGACGAUGAGAACGGCUUUCGCGCCGCGCUCGUGUGGCUAUUGCAGCUCAAUCCCCAAGACCGACCAGAGUGUACACUUGCUGCGAAGACUGGCUUCAUGCAUGUGGUGGAUGAUAUGAGGAAGGCGCGGGAUACGUUGUUCGCCGACCUCGGCCCUGUGGAAAGUGCGUACUGGCGGGGGGCGAGCACCACCAGCGCACGUUGACAGUAAAACCAGGGGUCAGACACUUCGAGUCUCGUGAAAUAUAUCUCAUUAUAUUGAAGGAAACGUGCAAACAUGAAGUCCAGUCCUUCGUGCCUUCCUGACUAAUUAGUUGGAGCUGAUGACCUACAUAGUAUC